GCUUCAUUGAUGACGGGAGAGCACAUUUCUAAAGGGAUAACCAAGGUUGUUGGUGUGCAGCGAGGGUCUUGCAGGCGGGUGGCUGAAGGCGGGCUUCCUGGAGCAGACGCGUCCUUCUGUCCUUUUGUACCCCCCCUCCCCCUCCCUGUGUGUUCCCCCAUGUGUUAGUGACCCCGCAAACCCACCUGACCCCAUCUGCUCCCCGUGUCGUGCCGCCGCCCUGACUUGUAGCCGCCCUCUCACCACAUGCUUGGGACAAAGCCAGCUCACUGCCAGCCCAAUGACUGCCUGGAUCGUCCUGCCGGUCAGCCUGUCUGCCUUCUCCAUCACGGGAAUAUGGAUCGUGUACGCCAUGGCUGUAAUGAAUCACCACGUUUGUCCUGUGGAGAACUGGACCUACAAUGUAACAUGCACAGAGGAGCUGCUCCGACCAGGCUUUCCUAAGACCUGUUGCACUAUCCAGGACAUCCCCCUCAUCAGUAAAUGUGGUUCUUACCCUCCCGAAAGCUGCCUGUUUAGCCUCAUUGGCAAUGUUGGAGCCUUCAUGGUGUUGAUGGUGUGCCUUCUGCGCUACGCCCAGGUGAUCGAGCAUAGCCACGGAUGUUGGGUCAACACCUGCGCUCUGGUGGCGGGCUGCAUCAACGCAGUGGGUCUGGUCAUGGUGGGCAACUUUCAGGUUGACCACGCCAAGUCUCUUCACUAUGUGGGCGCCGGCGUGGCCUUCCCAGCGGGGCUGCUCUUUGUGUGCCUGCAGUGCGUGCUCACCUAUCGGGUGGCCGUCACCGCCCUUGACUACUGGAUGGCUCACUUCCGCGUGGCUCUGGCACUCGGAGCUAUGGUGUCCCUCAUACUCAGCGGCAUCUUCUUUGUGCACGAGAGCUUCACACUCCAGCACGCCGCAGCUAUCUGCGAGUGGGGCUUCACCGUGGACAUCCUGGUCUUCUACGGCACCUUCACCUAUGAGUUCGGCACGGUCACCGGCGAGACCAUGAUGACCGGGCUGCAGCACUGUCUCCGCCAUGGCUCCGGGGUGAUCUUGGGCCCCGGGGCCCGGGACUCCACGCUGAGCGGGGCUGCGAAGGGUCUUAAGUCGCCCGGGGGCAGCAGCACGUCCACUCAUCUCAACUGUACCCCUGAGAGUAUAGCCAUGUUGUAGCCCUUCGCGGAGAAGCUCUGUGGAUGCCUACCACGUGGAUGACGGAGAUGACCGAGGUAGCAUACCAAGGGAGAGACUAGUUCUGUUUUAGAACAAAUUCAAUCAACACCCGUAAUGCUGUAAUAACUCCCCCCUCUCCCUACAAUUAAGGUGCCAACCAGAUUGAUUGGUGAGCAGGUGCAGUCUAAAAAGAAUUUGAGGAAGUCAUACAAAAAGUGAAGCACCACGACCUUGACCUACAAGUGCCCCAACUUGCAACACCCCGCAAAAAAGUCCUUCCACUCUCAAUUCAGUGCAUAAUUCUUUUGUUUGGCGUCUUAUUAAAUUCAGCAAAAAAGGCAUUUGUUGUGAUGCUGUAGGACCAUGUCAAUGUUCUUUGAGCGCUGAAUGUUUCCAAGAUGGUUCCAAUCAUGAUGUUUUUACUUUGUUUAUAUUUGUCUUCGUGAUUUUGUUGUUUUAAAAUGAAAUGCGGGCGUGUCUGUUUGCAGGACGAGGCACAACUUGAAGCAGUUUUUGUUUUUCUUUCAAAGUUGGUGGAAGGUUGAAUCUUGGACCGUGAACUCUUUUCGAUUUAGAAUUGGGCAACAUUCCGUUGGUGUUUCGGAAGCUUACCUGAAAAGUGUUGCGAUCUGUAGUUGGACAACGAGGUUGCCUUGAUGGACGAAAUAUUUUUAUUUUAUUUUUUACAAGUUUCAUAAUUUUAUUGGGUGCUGUGGCCUUGCUUUAAUGUCAGAAUGUUGACAGCAGUUAACGGCCUUGUUUAGCUUUCAUUAUGGCACGUCGAGUAUUAAGUUGGAUCAUCGUUUCUCUUCCAAAUGCUUUGAAUUUGAAGCCUUUUUCUAAUGUUGAUCCUUGAUCAGAUCAGCUGCCCUUGUGUUUGAGCAGAUGGAGCCAUGAUGGCCCAUAAGCUGCAUGAUUGUUUCAUUCUACAUUUUAGGACAUGUUCACACUAGGCCAUUUGUAUUGUGCUUGAGCCCACUUGACGCCAAUAAUGUUUUUAAAAUUGGACCAUGAAUAUAGAUAGGUGUGACUGUAAGACAGUGGAGGAGAGAAAGUGAAGGGAAGUCUUGCACCCAAGUCCAGUACCAUUCAAAUUGCCCAUUGUAAUUGCACGCUUAGUAUAGACAAUACAGCUACUACUAAUUUGGGAUGCCCAGAAGGGAAAUUCAAUCUAUAGAAGAGAAUGACCUCCACCCAUGAAACAAACAGGACUAAACCACUAACAAAAAAAGUCAACACAUUCUACUACUCACUGCAUCAGUCAUGACAUCAUCUGAUCGAUUAGCUACUGCGGAAUUUAUUCAGUUUGAGUUUUAACGCUUUCACUUUGAGUUUGGCUGGAACUUGUUGAAACUUGUUCCUUUGUACGUAGGAGAGACAAACUCAGUAUCUUGCUCAAAGCCAUCCAGUUUCUUCUUUAUCGAAUUCUAUCAUCAAGAUAAAACUGUGUGCUCAUGUCAUGUUCCUAGUACCUCUUUGCCGAUUUUGAUUGAUUUAUGUUUCCAAAAAGUGGACACAUUUGUGAGUAAAUGGAUUUAGCCUUAUCCCUCAUUAUGUGCCAGAGGAACAUGUUUCCUUUUUUUGGGAGUUUGUGUUGAGCCUUAGCCAUGUUCACCAUUUUGGUCACAUUGUGUGACUUUUACAGGCAGCUGUAUGUACGAGUAUCAUAGUAUGAGCCAUCACAGCAGGGUUGGAUUUAUUAUUCUCUAUGGCAUGUACUACCCUGCGAUUAGCUGGCGACCACUCCAGAGUGUACACCGCCACUCGCCCCAAGUCAGCUGGGAAAGGCCCCAACUCAUCCGUAACCGUGAAUGGCUGGUGUGAACUCUGAUCACAGACACACGAUGAAUUUGACUUGUGUCAAAUGAGAUCCCCAAUUACACACUUGUUAUUGAUUUCUUUACAUUCUGUAAAUAUGUAUGCUUUGUCUAUCAGUUAGGUAUUUUAAUUUGACAGAGAUUUAUAUUAAAAUCUGAAAUAAAAUCUUAAAUUAUGA
Syngnathus acus (greater pipefish) is the source of this 3152-nucleotide messenger RNA. RefSeq names its product transmembrane protein 150A-like. The record is from RefSeq and is a predicted model, not a curated record. The coding region runs from base 281 to 1156 and encodes 291 amino acids. Lineage: Eukaryota; Metazoa; Chordata; Actinopteri; Syngnathiformes; Syngnathidae. The transcript is spliced from 8 exons. Gene Ontology annotation, biological process: protein localization to plasma membrane.